Selaginella moellendorffii is the source of this 534-nucleotide messenger RNA. RefSeq names its product E3 ubiquitin-protein ligase EL5. Bases 1 to 534 code for a protein of 177 amino acids. The record is from RefSeq and is a predicted model, not a curated record. Lineage: Eukaryota; Viridiplantae; Streptophyta; Lycopodiopsida; Selaginellales; Selaginellaceae. The transcript has 2 exons.
AUGCAAGACCCGAGAUCUUCGUCGCCACUCUCCUCGUCCCUGGCAACCGAUCGCCUCACGGUGGUGAUUGUCUGCUCCAUCCUCUUCGCAUUCAUGCUGCUGUCGCUGCUCAUCUUCUUCUACGCGUGCAAGUGCGUCGAGGCUCGCAACAGGCGUCACAGGCAGGUACAGGAGGAGGGACAGGGGCUCGUUGGUGCUGGUGCUGGUGGCUUCCAGUCCAGGCUGGGACUCUCCAAGGAUCUAGUGAAGCGGCUGCCGGUGGUGAGCUACGAGCAGCUGGUGAAGAUCAAGAGCGGCGAAGAGAAUGUCGAGUGCUGCGCCGUGUGCUUGAUCGAGUUUGGGAAGGGAGACUCGGAGAUUCGGCACCUCCCGCGCUGCGGCCACUGCUUCCACACUGACUGCAUCGACAUGUGGUUCUUCUCGCACAGCUCCUGCCCGAUUUGCCGCGACAGUUUGCAAAAGGAACCGCUGCUCGAGGAGCCCAAGGAAAGAACACUCGGGAAUGUGUCUAUAUCAAACUUUGGACGUCGUUGA